AGUCAAGCGGGUCUCUUUCUUUCCCUUCCUCCUCCUCUCCCGUCGUCGCAGUCUCCUCUGCUCUCUCCCGCUCUCGACACCUCCUAGCUCGGCUAGGGUUUUACUUUCCCCUCCGACAAGCUUUCACCGGCGACGAGCGCCACCAUGACGGCCGCCGAGCUGCUCCGCGCCCAGCUCGGGGAGCACAACAUCGAGGAAGAUGACCCUAUCCUUGAGGAUGAUGAGGAUGCGGAUGAAAUGGAUGACGAUGAUGUUGAGGGAGGUGAUGCUAGUGGAAGAUCAAGGAGUGAGAAGAAGUGCAGGAAAGCCAUGGAGAAGCUUGGCAUGAAGGCCAUUACUGGUGUGAGCCGUGUAACUAUCAAGCAGAGCAAGACCGUUACGUUUGUCCUCUCCAAGCCAGACGUCUUCAAGAGCUCGCACUCAGAAACCUAUGUCAUGUUCGGGGUGGUCAAGAUGGAGGACAUGGACGCUCAGCUGCUGACAGAAGCGGCGGGGCAGUUCAAGGCGCCGGGACCGAGCAGCGUCAUCUCAAAGGGUGAGCCGUCCGUGGCAGCAGCCCAAGACGACAAGGAGGUCGACGAGACGGGCGUUGACUACAAGGAUGUUGAGGUCGUGAUGAUGCAGGCCUCUGUGUCGAGGUCCAGGGCUGUGAAGGCGCUCAAGGCUGCAGAUGGUGAUAUUGUCAGCGCCAUCAUGGAGCUGACUUACUAGGUGAUGAUAGGGUGAGGGGUCCCAAAUCAGUCUUGGUCAUGUCAUCUUGAAUGUUGCAGUUGUGGAAUUGGAGGCUCUAUGUCUGUUGAAACUAGUACUGGCAUGUAGGGUUUAGAGGCGUUUAACAUCUGGGGACCAGAGAACUGCUUGCUCUUAUGCGAAAAUCUGAAUUGGCUGUGCCAAAUUUUGCUACAAA
This is a messenger RNA of Aegilops tauschii subsp. strangulata, 907 nucleotides long. Its product is annotated as nascent polypeptide-associated complex subunit alpha-like protein 1. Gene Ontology annotation, cellular component: nascent polypeptide-associated complex. The record is from RefSeq and is a predicted model, not a curated record. Lineage: Eukaryota; Viridiplantae; Streptophyta; Magnoliopsida; Poales; Poaceae.